AUGCAGCACCACCUGCACACUCAUCAUACACCUGGGGCCCCCAAUACUCUGCAGCAUACAGGGGAGCUUCCCCCUUCUGGGGGCCCCUUCUCUGCUUCUUGUCUUCGCGACGCCAUACUACAGGUUCUAAUGGGCCCUCAAGCACUUCAGUUGCUUUCAGGGGUCUCCUUAGGGGGCCCCCCUGUGGGGGGCCCCCCCGAAGGGGCCCCACAAGGGGGCCCCCCAGGGGCUCCCCCAGGGUCCCCUGUGGAAGCAACUGCAACUAUAGGGGCCCCUAUAGGGGCCCCUAUAGGGGCCCCCAACCACCCCUGUGGAGCUUCGCAGGGGUUUUGUACGGGGAAGCAGGUUGAGCCAUUUGUUGAGGGCCCCCUAGGGGGCCCUCUGGGGGUGACCCUAGGGGGGCCCCUGGGGGGGCCCCUGGGGGGGCCCCUAGGGGGGCCCUUGGGGGCCCCCCAUACGGGUAGCGUUGGGGGCCCCUGUUUGGGUAUUAGAGAAGAGGAAGAUAAGGGAAGUACAGGUCACCCAGCUGCUCCAGCAGCAGCAGCAACAGCAGCAACAGCAGCAACAGCAACAGCAGCAGCUGCAGCUGCAGCAGCACAAGAAGAGCUGCUGUUUAGCCGUCUACUGCACGACUUGAAGGAGCGUCGCCUAAUGACAAAUCAACUCGCUGAGGUAGAGCAAAAGCUGUUGGAGGAACGCGAAGCAUCGAGGCGACUGGAGGCAGACAAAAAGAAUCUAGCAAACUCGUACGAUUGGGCGCUUGCGCGGGAAGUUGGAGGAGGCGACGAGCGAAUUGAAGAUAGUCAGAAUUCAGGUGUAACUGCAGCUAAAUAA
Eimeria acervulina is the source of this 834-nucleotide messenger RNA. RefSeq lists its product as hypothetical. Lineage: Eukaryota; Apicomplexa; Conoidasida; Eucoccidiorida; Eimeriidae. The transcript is spliced from 5 exons. Bases 1 to 834 code for a protein of 277 amino acids. The record is from RefSeq and is a predicted model, not a curated record.